UAAAUUUUUUCAGACUCGCUUCAUCAAUAAAAGACAGUGCUUGAUUCCCCCCUUAACAAAAAAAACGGUCCUCAUUGUAUGAAACCAAAAUUUCUAUCUCUAGAAUAAUGAAUGGGACAAUAUGAUGUCGGGUGGUUUGCUGGAACCAAUUUUCUCUUUUUUUUCUGCCUUCUUUCUUGUAGUGUGGAUGAGAUCGUCGCCCACCUGAAACCCAGGCAGAUGUUUCUGUCGUUGGAGUUGAAGGUGGUAUCACUCGUGGUGCUCAUGCCAGCUAAGUCCGCGAAGAGCUUGUAUCUAGCCUCUUAUGUAUCUGGCAUCGAAGAUACAGGCAUCCCAAAGCAAGACCCCCUUAGGUACUACGCUCUUCCCUUCCCGUCGCUACAUGCUCCACCACUCUUAAUGCCAUAUACACGGAAUGAAUUACCAUUGGUAUUCCCAUAAUAUUCCAUCCUAAGCACAAAAUGCACCAGGCAUAACCACAAACCCCCAAGGAUAAAUCACACUGCACUGCCUGCGCUGCGUGUAUUAAGUGCGAAGCAAAUCUGCAUGCAACACAAGAAGUUCACAAAGAAAUCAAAGUCUUCUUUCCUCUAAUAAUACAACGACGAU
Messenger RNA from Aspergillus japonicus CBS 114.51, 609 nucleotides. RefSeq lists its product as uncharacterized. The record is from RefSeq and is a predicted model, not a curated record. The transcript has a single exon. NCBI's taxonomy places the organism in Eukaryota, Fungi, Ascomycota, Eurotiomycetes, Eurotiales, Aspergillaceae. Bases 112 to 441 code for a protein of 109 amino acids.